Molecule: messenger RNA, 550 nt
Organism: Ananas comosus (pineapple)
Lineage: Eukaryota; Viridiplantae; Streptophyta; Magnoliopsida; Poales; Bromeliaceae
Product: ubiquitin-conjugating enzyme E2-17 kDa-like
Exons: 3
Coding region: 76-309 (77 amino acids)
Biological process (GO): protein polyubiquitination
Cellular component (GO): nucleus
Molecular function (GO): ubiquitin conjugating enzyme activity
Source: RefSeq, a predicted model, not a curated record
GAAGCACAUUAAACGGAGGCCUGUCCAAAACUUCUUCACUAAUAUGGAGCAUGCUGGUGCUUCCAUGUUGAGGAAAUGGCACCCAGCUUACCAGUCCUAGCGAGCAAUCAUCAGGUUGCUUUCAAGACAAAAGUCUUCCAUCCAAACAUCAAUAGGAAUGGUAGCAUUUGCUUGGAUAUUCUCGAGGAGCAGUGGAGCCCUGCUCUAACCAUCUCUAAGGUAUUGCUUUCGAUUUGUUCUUUGUUGGUGGAUCCGAACCCCGACAACCCUCUUGUCCCGGAGAUCGCCCACAUGUUUAAGACCGACUGAGCUAUGUACGAAGCCACAGCUCGUAGCUGGACACAAAAAUUAUGCCAUGGGUUGAAGCUCCCAUGCUUCCCUCUCACCUCCUGUCACCUUAAGUGACCCGAAAAUCGUGUUCUAAAAGAAAGUAAAGUUCCUCAUUCUCUCUACUGUGAAUUCUAUUUUUCUCAAUUCUAUGCAGGUUUGUGCUCUAGUUUCUAUUGUUAAAAUUUGUAUGGAUAAGGUAAUGAGAACAUGGCAUGAAUAU